GCAAUGACUAGUAUUUUUAAUAGUAUUAAUAAACUGUGACUACACAUGAACUUGAAUAAAAACACACUUUAAUUUGCACACACUAUGAUCUAACAAGGAAUACAAAAAUAGGAGAAAUCAUUUAAACGUGAAGGAAAAGAUUUUUCAGGCAAACUAAUUAGCUUCUUUGCAGUUUAUUCAUUAGAUGAGGAAUUAUCACGAUAGUAGUACUGGUUAUUAUUGUUCUUGUUAAACUAAUAAUAAUAUUAAUAAUAAUAUUCUUGUUGUUCAUCAUAUUAUUAACAUGUCUGGUGAUUAUUUUUCAAGAACACCAGCUUUAUUAUACUCCUAUGUUGAUUCCGAUUAUAAAACAUUUCAAUUUAAAGUUGAUCAGAUCAAUGAUCAAUUAGCCCCGAUGACAACAUUCAAUUCUAAUAAUAAUUUUAAUAAUUACACUGAUCAUUAUAAUCAUGAAUUUGAUGACAUAUCAAUGAAAUAUGGAACACAAUCUAUUCUGCAGGUACUUCCAAAUAAUCCACGACAUCAUAAUCAUCCUCCUCCUCCUCACCAUCAUCAUCUUCAACAAGAACAGAAUUAUCAUGGUAAUCAACAUGAUUUCUUAAACAAUUAUUGUUCUUCUGCAACAACAUGUUCAACAGUAUUAAAAUUAACUCGUACAACCACUACUGCCAAUACACCACUUACAUCAACAAAUAAUGCCAGUUGUUAUAACAUUCAUAAAUCAAGCGAAAAUCAGUUAAUCAAUUCAACCUCAAGGCAGAUUAAUCAACGUAAACAAUCCAAUAUGAUUGCAUCACCUCAUUACGAUAAUUCGUCAACUGGUAAUCAUCAUUUAAUAAAUGAGUUAUCUACCGACAAUUGGAGUAAACAUUCUCCACAAACAUUAACCAAUUUGUCAGGAAACGAUCAGUGGCUAUCGACAUCCACUCCAAGAUCACCUUCCAUAAGUGGAAACUAUGUUAAUAGUGUAGUUUCUGUUAAUCUCAGUACUAAAGUUGAUCCAACAACUACUACUGAUGUUCAGCUUACUACAACAACAACAACAACUAAUCCUAUAUCUAAUUGUAUAACAUCUACAAACAUGAACAAUAAACAUACAUCAUUAAAAUUGUAUACAGAGUCUAGAAUAAAUCAAAAAUUGUGCUUAACAGAUAAUAAUGUUGAUUGUUAUGAUGUAAAUGUAAAUGGCACUACUACAGACGUAGAUACGAAAUGUUUUCUACCACCGGCUAAUCAAAUUAUAUCAUCAUCAUCAUGUGUUAUAGAUGAUCAUGCAAAUAAGCCUAACAGUCUACCAUUAUCAGCUUCCUCAUCACCACCAUCAUCCUAUGAUUGUACAUUAACAGAUACUAAAAUAUUACCCAAUCAUUUGUGGUCUACAACACCUUAUUUAUUUCAUAAACAUUUAGGGAAUACUGCAAACAGUAUAUUUCCUACAGUGCAUGAAUCUUAUCCAAUUCAACCUUUGAUGACAUCUUAUUUGAAUAAUACUUCAAAUAUUGAUUAUCAUCAUAGCCAACAACAGGAUCAGCGACAUUCAACAUUCAGUAAUAAUGAUGAUCAAAAUAGCAAUAAGGUAUCAAACUAUAUGCUAGCUGUUGACUCACGUUCUUAUCACCAUCUUCAUAAUAUAAGUAGUCCUGAAGGAUCAUCUGGUGAUGUUUGUCCAACUCUUUCAAAUGAAACGAUAAGUUAUGAUAAUGAUUUAAACAAAUAUGAAUCAUUUCAUUCAAUGCAAUCGUCUUGUCUAUUAAAUAAUCAUUGUAUGAAUAACACUAAUCAAUGUAAUGAUAAUGAAGAAAAUCAUCAAGUGAAUAAUGACUGUUCAACAAUUUUAAGUUCAGUAAACUUUACUUAUUUAAAUUCUAUGCCAAUAAAUUCAAUGUUACCAACAAUGACCACAUUUACAACAACAACGCUUAGUACCACUGAAUCAUUAUCAUCAUCAUCAGUAGUGACUUCAAAGUGUAUUUCAAACGAUUUCAUGAAUAAAAAUGAAUCGGAUCCAAUUAAAACGUGUACUCAUGAAGAUAAUCUUAUACCAUCUCCAUCCAUGUUGUUAUACAACACUAUGAACAUGUCAUUUCAUAACAUGUUAAUGAAAGGCACCAGUGAUAAUUGUGAAUUAAAUUGCAGAAAUGAUAAUAUCAGUAAUGACGAUGAUAUUGAUGUUGAUGAAAUGGAAGAGGAGGAGGGAGAAGAAAAUUUCAAUGGUAAUUUGAAACGUAAUCAUUCAACUGAUUUGUCCGAUUGUGAGGAUGAUGAUGAUGAUGACGAUGAUGAUGUAGAAGGCGGAGAUAACUGGAAUCAAAGAGAUCGAACUACAACUAAUAAUGAUACGAGAUCUAAAUUAAAAGAUGAAUUGACCAAAGAUAUUGAUAAUCGAAAAAAGAACAAUGGAGCUACUAGGCGAUCAGAAAAACCGCCAUAUUCCUACAUUGCUUUAAUUGCAAUGGCCAUCAAAGCAUCUCCGUCAAAACGAUGUACACUAAGCGAAAUCUAUCAAUAUCUUCAUACACAAUUUCCAUUCUUUCGUGGACAGUAUACUGGAUGGAAAAAUUCAGUCAGACACAAUUUGUCACUGAAUGAAGUUUUUAUUAAGUUACCAAAAGGUAUGGGUCGUCCUGGGAAAGGUCAUUAUUGGACUAUUGAUCCAGCAGCAGAAUUUAUGUUUCAAGAUGGUGCAUCAAGAAGACGACCAAGAGGUUUUCGAAGGAAAUGCGCAUCAGCAGCAGCUGCUGCAGCUGUAGCGGCAGCAGUUGCAGCAAAUAUCUCGUCAGGAAAUGAAUAUUCACAAAUAACUCAUGAUAAUGCAAUGCAUAAAAUUUCCACAACACCGUUUGACAGUUUUAAUUUAGGAAAUAUGAGUCAUGAUUUAUUAACUAAAGAGAUGACACGAUUUUUCAUUCCAAAUUCAGCAAAUACUCGUAGUAUGAAUUGUGAUAAUAUAAAUAAUGUUUCAAAACUUCAAACGCUUUCUAACGGAUUGCCGAUACCAUCAACUUUGAAUAUAACAAGUUUAUCAUCAAAUCCUAUACCAUUUAAGUGUGUCGAACGAGAAGGAGUUGGACCAUCAUCUUCAUCGUCUUCCAUUGACAGUAUUUUCAAUAAUCAUUCUACAACUACUAUAAAUGGACUUGCACAUGGAUCCAGUACUUCAUCUUCAGUUCCAUUUGAUAACGUAUUCCGUAUACAGUCAGAUUCUUUUGGCUUAAAAUUAUCGGGUUCACAUAUGGAAUUUCCUGCAAUAACAGCAAACCUUACAGAAAAUAUACUUGUUUCUAAAACAAACUCAGGAGAUUUAGAUCCUUCACCGUACAGUUUUAUGGACCCAUCGGAGCAUCCAAGAGAUAAUAAUAGUAUUCCAGUUAAUCAACAGUUACCUCCAAUUUACCAAACUAUGAUGCACAAAACUUUACCAUGUCUACUGAAUUCAAAUCCGACAACUGUUUCUCCACUUUAUAAGCCUACUGUUUCUGACUCAUAUACUGGUUCAAUGAAUAUAAGUAGCAAUACACAACAUCAUGAAGAUAUACAAACAGAUUUUACAACGUACUAUGGUAGAGAAAAAGAUCCGCCAAUAAAUGACUCACAUUCAAACCAAGUAAAAGUAAACCAUCAUAAUUUAUAUGAAAAUAACUUCAGUGUUAUACAACACUCUCAGGGUUUAUCUCUAAAUACAAAAGAUGUAAGUUUACUGAAUCAAAACAAUGAACAACUAAAUAGUGACCUUGACUUACGUUGGUCUAAUGAACAUGUAUGCUGGCCGUGUGAUGCACCAAUAAAACGAAACCAAACGUUUAAUCAAAAGGAGUGUAAUCAUACAGAAGUUUCCUCAAAUGUCAUUGAAUCUAAUUCAUAUACAAAUGAGGUUUUCAAUGUUUCGCAAAUAAGUACUAAUACCUGUAAUAAUAUUAAUACAACUGCCAACGAUUUCGGUGAUCCCACAAGAAGAGUAGUUGAAAGAUUUCAAGAACAUGAUAAUUCUCUAUACACAGGAGCCUUAUUAUCACCAUCCAAAAAUAAUCCACAAUUAAUUGAAUCCAACAACCAACCAGACAUAAAGCAUACCAGCUUGAUAAAAUCGGAUGAAUCAAAUCGAAUAAAUUAUUCAAUGAGUUCACUUGAUAACGAAGUUAAUAUUCAUGUGGAAGACUCAUCAUGUCUUCCUAUGUUUCCACGAAUCGAGAAUAACCAGAAUGAAAAUGAAGAAUCUCAUGAACGAAAAGAAGUCUUAGAGUACAAUACAACAACGGAUUCACUACCGACAUUCGUUACAACUUCACAAUCUCAAAAUCAAAACUAUGUGUGAAAAUUUACUUGGUUAAUUACUUACUGGUUCAUAAGUAGUAUCAUGUACUAUUUAAAAUUUUUAUUCCUUUUACCAAUGUUUUUAAAGAAAUUUGUUUCCCUUAACUCCCUAUAUAUAUAAGUGAAAACAGUCUCAUCAAAACUUUGAUAUAAAUAAAUGCAUAUAUUUCUAUUUAAGCGUUUACACUGACGCAUAUAUAAGUAUAAAAUAAGUUUUUUUUUUGAUGUUUCGUUUGUCCAAACUCAUAAAACUUUCAUUUUAUUCGUUUGUCCAUCAUCUUUGCCAUUACUAUUCAUUGUUGUUUUCGUAAAAUUCAUAUAUAUAUCAGCAUUAAUAUGGUUAAACGUUUUAGCAACAAAUGCCACUGAGUAAUACUGGCUUUUUGUGAUUUAUACUUUCAUUACCAAUUCACAAAAUACAAAUAUCGAAACUGAAAUCUCAAAGCAUGUGUUCACACUGAAAAAAAUAAAACAAACAGGUUUUCUUUUUAUCUUCUUAUAUUUCUCAUUUAACAAAUAUAAAUUAAAUUAUGUCGAAUAAUUGUGAAUUCAUUAAUUAACUUUGAAUCUCGUUGUUUGUUCUCUGUUGAUAACUUUUUUUCUACUUUGUUAACAAAUAAAGGAAUUAUAAUGUUGGAUGAAAAUAUGUUCCUUCAUAUACAACUUUUUUUCUUGAAUUUAUACGUAAAUAUAUAUGCACAAUACUACUAAUAUCUUUAAUGUUUCAAUUGAUAUAAAAU
Schistosoma turkestanicum is the source of this 5051-nucleotide messenger RNA. The record is from the annotation of a GenBank genome assembly. Lineage: Eukaryota; Metazoa; Platyhelminthes; Trematoda; Strigeidida; Schistosomatidae.